Molecule: messenger RNA, 3146 nt
Organism: Cyprinus carpio (common carp)
Lineage: Eukaryota; Metazoa; Chordata; Actinopteri; Cypriniformes; Cyprinidae
Biological process (GO): microtubule cytoskeleton organization
Cellular component (GO): microtubule cytoskeleton
Source: RefSeq, a predicted model, not a curated record
UCCCGCAUCGAGCCGCUGUAUUCGGCGAACGGCUGCUGUGUGUUGGGCAGGGCCCCGGACCUGGCCCCCCUCUUUUUCUAUCUUUAGUUUUCACAGCUGAGAUCACACGUUUGAGUGGGAAUAGCGAAUUUAAUCUACAAUCGAUCGUAUUGCUCUUUUAAUUGAGCUCAACUGUUUGUUAUUGACCAGAUUUAAAGGGCCACUCCAUUCGGGUGUGUUCAUAACUUGGAGUUCCUCUUUUUUCACUCGUCUCUUCUGGAGCCUGUAAUGGAAUGACUGACUGAAAACCAUGAACAAAAUGGAGAACAAGGCUCUAGAGAGCAGCUUUGAAGAAAAACUGACGCUGUCAGACAAAGUUCUCACAUCUCCUCCAGGCACGAGUGGCACGCUUCAGAAAGAGAAUGAAUUGGACAGUGAGAUCCUGAAAGCUGACGACACAACAGUCACAGACUCUUCCUUCAUAACAGACCCUCCCUCAAAAACAGAACCAAUCAAAUCAGACCCGAGACCCAGCACACCUGGAUCCAGCCCCAACCCACAGGCAAAAAAAGAUGGGAUGAGUUCAGAGCAACGGCAGAAACAGGCCAAAAAGCGGCGAGAGGAACGGGCCAAAUAUUUGGACCAGCGAACCCAGGAGCAAGCGGCCAAGAAAGCUCAGUGGUUGGAGAAGGAGGAGAAGGCACAGCGUUUGCGUGAGAGCCAGUUGGAGGAGCGCAGAAGGAAGUUAGAGGAGCAGCGACUGAAGGCAGAGAAACGAAGAGCUCUACUGGAGGAAAAACAGAGACAGAAACUAGAGAAGAAUAAGGAGAGGUAUGAAUCCGCCAUAAAGAGGUCAACCAAAAAAACGUGGGCUGAGAUCCGUCAGCAGAGGUGGUCAUGGGCUGGCGGCUUGAACCAGACCUCCCGCAGAGAGAGCAGAUGCUCGGCCUCCACGGUCAACCUGCCACGGCAGACGGAGCCUGUGAUUAACAACAGGCUGUCCAAGUCCUCGGCCACGCUCUGGAACUCGCCCUGCAGAACCCGCAGCUUGCGUCUGAGCCCGUGGGAGAGCCGCAUCGUAGAGAGGUUGAUGACACCCACCCUUUCCUUUCUGGCUCGCAGCCGGAGCGUCGCCACCCUCCAGAACAGCAGCGACCCCCAUCAGUGUUCCCGCUCUGCCUCUGUAUCUCCUCUGACGCCCUGCUCCCAUCAUCAUCAUCCUCACCAGCACAGCGCUGAACGCUGGAGGGUCUCGGCCAGCACACCUGAUAUCACACAACGCCAGCUGAGACGCAACUCUACACCGUUUGAGAAGAAGAAGAAAGAAAAGAAAGACAAAGAACGAGAGAAUGAAAAGGAGAAAAGCGCUCUGUCUAAAGAUAAAGUGGAGAAGAAGAGACAGUCCCAAUCCAUAACCAGAACGAAAACAGAAGCCAGCCCAAAUAUCAAAGCUAAAAACAGAGCUUCAUCACCUGCGACGCCCAGGAGUCGCCCUCUCUCCCCCAAUCCAGUGGUCUCCCCCAAACCCCCCUCAUCUUCAGGCAGGACUCCUACUGGCACGAAGACCCGGCCUAAACGGGCUCAGACUCCCGUCCGUGUGCAGCCCCCCGCCGUUGCUGCUGUCGCUGUGGAAACCAAGGAGCCCCGUCAGGCUGACCCUCCCAAGGGCACAAAGACUGCCAUCAGUGUUCCUGACAUCACCAUCUCGUCUGCACCGGCCACGCCCCUCACUCCCUCUGCACCAAUCACAGCAGCUCCUCAGACACCAGAGGUGGCCAAUGUGGCAGCCACAACUUCCCGAUCACUCUCUCCUGAGCCCGGCCCUCCGAUUGCCAAGCCCUCAGCUGGGACCAAUGAUCCCGAGGAGGCGGCCCGUGUGCUAGCAGAGAAGAGACGACAGGCCCGUGAGCAGAGAGAGAGGGAGGAGCAUGAAAGACGAGAACAGGAGCAGAAGAGCAGAGCCCUGCGUGAGGAGCACGCCAGACGUGAGGAGGAGGAGAGGAGGCGGAGGGAAGAGGAGGCGCGCUUCAUGGCAGAGCAGCAGCGUCUGCAGGAGGAGAGGGAGGCGCAGGAGAGAGCACGAGCCGAGCAGGAGGAAAACCUGCGUCUGCAGAGACAGCGAGAGGAGGCCGAUUCCAAAGCCCGGGAGGAAGCAGAGAGACAGAGGAUAGAAAGAGAGAAACACUUCCAGAAGGAGGAACAGGAGCGUCUGGAGAGAAAGAAGCGUCUGGAAGAAAUCAUGAAAAGGACUCGUAAGAGUGAUGCAGGAGGACAGAAAGACUUUAAGACUCCAGCUCAAGUGAACGGCAGAGUCUCUGACAGCGUAAUUCAGAAAAAUCCUUCAGAAACUCUUCAUAGUGGUGCGACAAAUUUUAACCAAUCACAAGGAGACGUGAAAACGAGCUCUGUGUCCUGGGACGCGGCACCCAUCAUUAAUGGCGUCCAGCCCACUAAGCAUCAGAAUGGACUGUCCUCCAACGGAGAGGCAGCAGACUUUGAGGAGAUCAUCAAGCUGUCCAAUCACAGUGGCAGUGGAAACAGUGGGCAGGGCCAACCUGCUGACCCAAUCAUGGCCUUUGAGGGAGGGGAACCGUUCAUGAUGAAGGCGGGGCCUAUGAAACCUCAACAUGUGGCAGAGGUCCUGUGAGAGAGCAGAGCCUUCUGUAAGAGAAGAGAAGCCUUACGCUACCACUGCUUCCACCCUGACGUGUGCCAAACCAACAAACAGACUGCUUUAACUUUAGAAACACAGGAAGACAGAAACCGCUGAUUUCUGUGGAAGCACUUUGAGGAAGUGGAGGAGAACCUUAAAAAGACACUUAUAUACAUUUAAAACGUUUGCAAGAAGUCUCUGUCUGUUUCACUGUGUCAUGGUGCAAAAUUGUUGAGUUUCGUUAAAAAGUUACCUGCUAAUUAUGUGGUGCACCUUAAAAGAGUCACUAUAUGAUACAACUUGGAAAUACACGAUGUUUGGCUAUCAUUAUGAUAUUAAUUAUUGUUGUUAUUGUUGUUGUUAUGAUGUAUUGUUAUUGUUCUUUUAAGUAGACGUGUGUCUUGAAUUUUUGCGUUAUUUAACGUGAGGAGCAUCAGAAGAGGGCGAUAUUCUGUAUGUUAAUGUAUAUUUGCCUGAUUAUGACAGACCUGUGGAAUAAAUCUUUAUGAAAGGG